AUGGGAACUUGGGGUAAAGUGAGAAGGAGAAAAGGAGAUUUCCGGCAAGAUUUUGGUGGUGGUGCUUGUGGCCAAAGUGAUUUCCGGCGUCUCAUUCGUGGUGGUGCAAACAAGAUGUCUGAAAGUUCUGAUAGAGAAAGUCAUGACCCCCUUGCCUUUGGUGGGGAAGAUACUGAAAGUGAAGAGCCUAGCCAAUAUGUUUAA
Molecule: messenger RNA, 204 nt
Organism: Prunus armeniaca (apricot)
Lineage: Eukaryota; Viridiplantae; Streptophyta; Magnoliopsida; Rosales; Rosaceae
Source: the annotation of a GenBank genome assembly